CUCCAGAUGGCAGAUCCACGAAUUGAUGUUCUUGUAGAGCGGCUGCUCGAGAGCUGCACAAUUUUUCUUCGCUUCCUAUCAAAGAUGGCUAACAUUUUUCCAAGAACAUGCCCUCUCCAGCAGCACGACAGCGUCUUUGCCAUCAAGACAGCGUCUUCAAGUACUUGAAGAUUCCGAGCACGAUGUUGCUGACGAGGAUCUUCUUGUGCUGCCUCGUGUUGGGGCCAGGAUGGCGACGGCUCCAGCAAAACGAUUUUUUAGCCCUUUUCUCUUCAGAUGCGGGAAAAGAUAGUGAAUGCGAAACAAGCGUCCACACUAUUUUGGUGUCAGCAGCUCCAGCAGGUAACUACAAUAUGUGGUCAUGCCCACACUGCUACGAAGGAGGGAUGGCAGCAGAAGUGUCGGACCUGAGCUGUGAAGACCCAAGCUACGCUCCCAGCACCGGUGACGAUGUACCCUGGCGCACGCUGAAAACAGCACUCUUUCAGCUAGUCGAAGAUGCAGUGACAUCAGCAGCGACGUCGCAUGGAUUAGAAAAGUUGAUUCCAUAUUUUUAUGCGAGAACUUGCUUCCAUCGUUUAAGAUAUUCAAGUUGUGUAGCUACUUCAAUCGUUUUUGCAUGCAACCUACAGACCUGGUAUAACUUAUUUUUGAAAUGCAGCUCGAACACGAACUCGUGAAAAAGAAAUAAUUCAAUCAUUUGCAUUUUUGAUAGUAGCUCUCGCAGUCUCGCUAAAUGCAACCUGAUUUCAUACUGUAGACAUGGCCAUGCCACGAAGUCGCUGCUAUUUGGGACUGAUGUGCUUGAACUUCGUGAAAGUGUACCUGCAUCCACCAGAGGACCGAUUGGAGUACUUUCAGACUACCAAAAUGGGCGGAACCAGCUUCAAAAAGUUGAUACCACUGUCGUACUGGGAUGUGCUGAACUCUGGUUGGCCCUUGUUCUCGAUUUUGGACAUUCUGGGGCAGUUGGCUAGGUACGAAGCCAACGUGUUGAAGCUCCCAGCACCUAGAGGUUGGGGUAUAAGCGGACUGAGCAUGGACAUGGAAGGAUUUGAAGAUACGCCAUUCAAAAUGAAGACAGCGGCGAGUCGAAAUCCUGCUCAACAAUCACAAGUGGCGGAUGGAGAUCAUGAAAACACAGCCGAAAAUCGUUUUCAUAAGACAGUCCAAGAAAGCCUGAGGGCGCAGCUGCUGGAGCACAGGAUCGAAAACACUCCCUCAUCUCUUGGCACUGUGACAACUUCAGAACAAGGAGAGAGGAGUGAAGGAGCUUUGCCUUAUUUGCACAAACCAAAGCAGACUGCAAUGCAGGAGCAGCUGCAGGGGCAUGAGCAAGGACAAAUUCAGCUCUCCGUAUCCUUUUCGGAGGUCUCGAAGACUGGGCAAGCAGGGUUUUUCGGAGCCCUCCUGUACCUAGCGGAGCAAGAACACGUAUCGCCGUGUCAUGGUGGACCUGCGUCCGCGUAUUUCACACUGGCUGAAACGCUCAUACAUAGCGAAGCCCAGUAUGUUUCCUCAAAUAGCAAAAAUAACCGGAGAAAUAACCACGUUGAUGUCUCGACGACGUUGGGGAACAAAAUGUUCAACAGCAACUUCAAUACGUUUCCACACGACCAGAGGAUCAUACCACCAGGUAGUCUUUUUCACAUGAAUCAGAUGCCGCAGAGUCGCGAGUCAGUGCGGAACGCGACGAAAAACUUUGUCUUACUCGGGGAAGCACAAGUCCACAAUUGUCAGUCGAAUAUGACGGUUUAUCAUCAUUUGCGAUCAGACUGGAACUAUUUCGGUGUGCUCAGCCGUAUCGAGAGGCGUCGCGUUUUGCCUGUUCUAUUCGGAGACCUGAUGACCCAGUGGUACACACCGCCACCGCCUGCUGUGGAACAGACAGAGCGAAAAUACAGCGAUCUAAAGAGCUCGGUAGCGAAAGUGAACAACGAGGCGCACGAGUCACAGCCUGGAGGUGCAGCAUCAACAUCCGCGGUCACUUCGAGCACGGAGAGCGUCGUCGAGGAUGGACACUCCUGGCAAAGCUCUUGUUUCGGUUUAGCUGGAAGGCAAGAUGACAGCAGCCUCAAUGACCUGAUCCACAUUGCUGUCUCUGCAGAUGUCAAGCAGAUCGACGGCUUUAUUGUAGCUCUCAACUCGCUUGUCCGAAAAUCAGCGAAUAGUGAAAAAACGUGCGUGCAUGUCUUUCUGCGAGAGCAUGAGCUAGAGUUCAUUGCAAAAGGGUUGCAGUGCGCCUUCGGUGAACGUAUGGAGACUCGAGAGGCGCGAAGCGGAGGUCAUACACAUACAGACGCAAGAUCGCUAUCGCCUUUAGAAAAAGCACUACAAGUAGACAUCCAGACGAAGGGAGAAACGCGUCCUCUCACGGACGACUCGCCUCCUUCUACCUCUAGCACGAAUAAACAAGGAUACGCCAGCCUGGGCACUUUUUGGUUGUAUGAUCUCUUGCACACAAAAAGCGACUCGUCGAAGGUCUUACUGUCCGCAGCAAUGGGCGAAGAACAGGAAGACACAGAUGAAGACGGUGACGCAGUAGAUGACAAACAAGAAUAUACAGUUACAGAUAGCAGCUCUCUUUCGGAGGAUCGAAACUUUUUUAUGGAUAGGAUACAGGAGUUGCAAAUUUUAUGCUUAUGCUUUUUCCUCCGACCUUUUCGCUAUAUAAAUGAUGUUGAGCAGGCUUCGCUGUCAGAAUGCAUAGGAAGGACUAGAAGGCAACUUUUGGCUUCUCCAAGCUCUAAUCAAUUGCAGCAAACUGCUCACAGAGAGAAGGCGCCUUUGCCGGUCCUCCUGCAUCGUCUUGAUGAAGAAAUGGUUGGGGGAUUGUUGGGGCCUCAAGGCGGAGACCAAAAGAAAAGGUUUCGAGUCGGCGCGAGUGAUUUCGAUGUUAGCAAGGGCUUUCUCCGUGACACAGGAAACCUGUCGGCGCUUCAUAACUACGUGAGAUUUUUCUUAUGGAGCUGUUGAUGCAGUAGUUUCUGGUCUUUUUCAUUUUUCCAACCGUUGGUUGGGCAUUUGUCCUUUUCCUUAGUUGUGGUGCUCUUCAAUUUGUACUAGUAUUCUGCAGCCCUCUUCAAUUUGUACUAGUAUCUCGUCCUCUGCAGCCCUCUUCAAUUUGUACUAGUAUCUCGUCUCCAAAUGAUUCAUCUCUUCUUCUAAUACUCCUGCACCGGUUACUUCCGCGAUCGAUCCGGCAUGUGCUCUACUUUGACGUCGAUAUACUGAUAGGCAAGGACCCAAGGCAGUUGUGGGAAGAGUACAUGCCGACUCUCGAGAACUCUCGAGCAACUGUCUGCGCAGCGAUUCGUCCAAGUUCACCGCUCUUCAACUACUUGCCGUUAUGCUGAUGUCAAGAAUUCCGCAGAUAUUCAUAUACAGUUACAGCACUUGUAAUGGUAUUAAGAGUUCUACUUGUUACAGAAGUUGAAGUCUUAGAGAGAGAACGUGAACACUAACACGAGUUCCUUACGAGGGACUGAAGUCAUCAUCGUAGUACUAAUACUGGCUUACAAUGUGAUUGCAAAUCUCUAAGCCUUGGAGUUCUGUAUCCGCAUACGCCGGAGUGGGUACCUAUGAACAAUCCGGCUUUCAAUGCUGGCGUUCUGUUCCUUCAUCUAGACCGGUGGCGGGAGCGUCCUUUGAUUCAGGCUAAACUUGACGCGUGGGUUGCAAGCCGCGAUAACAGCGGGCCGGAGACACUCUGUUACGGAGUAGAUGCUGAGUAUUCACUCACAGUGGUCGUCAGGUUUUGGUCCAACCAUGUAAUCGAAAAAAUGGCUGUGGCACUGUCUUACAACACGACGAAGGCUUUCGAGGACGAAACAGUUUUAGUUUUUUCUUAUCCGCCAGUAUGAGUAUGUUAUAUCAGAAUCCGAGGUAUCAAUCUUCGAUGUUCGAAUGUUAUACUCAUCUAGACAUCACCCUCCUUUUCCAACUUACAUACCGUUUUUCAUACCCGGCGCCACGGUUCUCAGCCUUUGAUGCUGCUUUUGUUCCAUGACGAAGCGUGUAAGCUGCCGCACCGUUGGAAUGUGGAUGGGCUGGGACAUCGCCUAAACUAUCCGAAGCCCAUCCUGGAGGAUGGUGGUCUCUUUCACUGGACUGGCCCUCUCAAACCUUGGCUCGUGGACGGUGUGAAUCUUAUGAGAGUGUGAAUAAGGUAAAGUUCUGGAGGACAGGUUUACGUUCAGAAGUUUUGGUUUUCAGUGAUUCUUGAAUGUCUCAGAUGAAUCAGAAUGUGUCAGACAGAAAAUCAUUAUCAUAUCGUUCGUGAACGCAAAGAACAAGCGCAUUAUUAUGGCUUGUUUGGCUCCUGGUCCUGAUUUCGUCCGGAAUCCGUAUCGUGUUCGUGGUGAAGGCAGCUACUUAUCAGUUAUAACACAAUUAUACAGCAUGAUAUUCUUCGUAGACAUGUUGAUGUACGUGACACCGUCUAAAUGCCGCAGAUUAUGGGAGCCCUACACGGUGAAUUACUGUCCGAGGUAUUCUUUUCGCGUACAUACAACAACCUGUCGGCCCGAUUCGUGGUAUUGUUAGCGGUGCCGGAGCGAAGGCGAGCAAGGGAUACGGAUAUUAGUUGUGUCACACGUUCUUGCAUCUGCGUUGUCAUUUCACCGAUGUCGUCACUAGAAGUUCUACUUUUUCGUUUACUGCUAGAGUCUAAUAUCUUUCUUUCUUCUUAUAGGAAUAUGAAUAUGCCGCUUUGAGUUGUGUCUGAAUCGUUCAUUUACUUCUUGAACAGGAAAUUUUGUAUCUGUAGCUCAACUUUUCAUUUUCUGGGACCCUCGCCAAAGGGCAACAUGAAUGAUUGGUUUUUUAGGCUGUCUGUAUCACAACCCUGCUCUCUUCAGGGUAACUAAAAGACAGGAUUAUUCCAGAGCUAGCUACUUGCUUGAUUCUGAACCGGGAAUCUUCGAGGAAGACGUGCCUCCCGCGUCAAAUGUCUUUCGAC
Amoebophrya sp. A25 is the source of this 4960-nucleotide messenger RNA. NCBI's taxonomy places the organism in Eukaryota, Dinophyceae, Syndiniales, Amoebophryaceae. The record is from the annotation of a GenBank genome assembly.